Molecule: messenger RNA, 204 nt
Organism: Emiliania huxleyi CCMP1516
Lineage: Eukaryota; Haptophyta; Isochrysidales; Noelaerhabdaceae
Exons: 1
Source: RefSeq, a predicted model, not a curated record
GAGGGCUACGCGCAGGAGGGGUACGCGGCGGAGGGGUACGCGCAGGAGGGGUACCCGCAGGAGGGGUACCCGCAGGAGGGGUACCCGCAGGAGGGGUACCCGCAGGAGGGGUACCCGCAGGAGGGGUACCCGCAGGAGGGGUACGCGGCGGAGGAGGAGUCCGCCCCGCAUCAGUAUGCUGCUCCGGACGGGCCCCCAACCCAC